Messenger RNA from Hymenoscyphus albidus, 403 nucleotides. The record is from the annotation of a GenBank genome assembly. NCBI's taxonomy places the organism in Eukaryota, Fungi, Ascomycota, Leotiomycetes, Helotiales, Helotiaceae.
AUGACAGGAGCAACUCAAUUGAAGCCAUCCAGACAGAUAGUUGCGCUACUCAAGGUCUUGCGGCGUAGAACAACGACCACCUCGACCUCCGGGUUAUACAGAUGUACGAAAGCUACCCCGCCAAAGCCUAGGUAUAUUUACCUUAUCGAUAAGCAGACCAGCCAAGACGCGAAGCCAUCUCGGGUACUCGUCUCGUGCACUGCGAGAAAGCAGAGCAGACCAACCGCUGAGAUCCAACCAUCAUCUGGCCCUCAUCCUUACGACAGAGUCUAUUCAUUCUCCCGCGACCGGGAAACUCAAGGCAUAUGUAUCAAUAUAUCGAAGGACGCCCGAAAUGGAAAUCAAUGGAACAGCGAGACAGCGAAGCGGCGUGACGAAGCAAGGAGCCCUUCAUCCGGAUUGA